Messenger RNA from Xylaria bambusicola, 2520 nucleotides. RefSeq lists its product as uncharacterized. The coding region runs from base 233 to 2227 and encodes 664 amino acids. Gene Ontology annotation, cellular component: endoplasmic reticulum; cytosol. The record is from RefSeq and is a predicted model, not a curated record. Gene Ontology annotation, molecular function: protein binding. Lineage: Eukaryota; Fungi; Ascomycota; Sordariomycetes; Xylariales; Xylariaceae. The transcript has a single exon.
CAAGAGAAGGUGAGACCUUGGCUUUCGUUUUUUGAGGCACUGCAUCCUCUACACAUGUACCAAUUGCUAGUUAUAUAUAGGUAGGGAAUGAAAAGAGAGCGAGCCCAGAAUUUUCGACGAUAGACAGACAAUUCUGUUCUCAUCAUUCCUCUUGACUAUAAGAAUCUGUGCAGCUCAGAGUCAUUGAUCUCUUGUCAGGUUAAUUACUUCAGACUCUACCCUGAAAGCAAUAAUGUCGUCAACUGAUGUCAAGCUGUGUAACCAACGCCUUUUGUCAGAUAUCCACGAGCUCGUCACAAAACCCUAUCCCAAAAUCGUGCUUUACCCCAACGAAAAUUAUAUCAACAUAGCUUGUUUAAUUCUUUACCCUGACCACUAUCCGCCUUUACACUUGUCCAUUGAAUUCCCUUCACUAUAUCCGAUACGGCCUCCUAGUAUCUGGAUGAACUCAUCAGUACAGCAUCCCAAUGUCUACGGCUCCUUCAUAUGCGCUAGUAUCUUGCGUCCCGGUGAAGAGCACACGCCGGCUUACACACUUAAGGGUAUUGCGAUUCAACUAUUGAGCUUUUUUGACAGCGAUAGCCUGGAACAGGAGGACUAUGACAAGGCCGCAGAUCUCACUACCUACCAACAAACGAGCAAGUCGUACUUAGUAGAUACGUACAAGUGCCAAGAAUGCGGAUUCGGAGCCAAGAGUCGUCCUCCUCGAGCUAGUACUCCUUUGAAACCAACAAGCUUCGAUGCACGCGUUCAUCAAAGUCCGGAACAGUGGCCAAUCAUACAAAGCUCUGCCUCUUCCCCAAGCGCACUCAAAUCUAGCGCAGCCAGCGGGAAAGAAAUAAGCCCACCAUCAAGUCCGAGCAAGCGGCACUCCCUGUCGAUAAGCGAUCACGAGAGGGAGCCAUCUGGUGUUGAAAUCAACCAACUUCCCAAUGAAAUCUUACUCCUGAUCAUUGAACAUCUAGAUGAUUUUGAAGAUCUAACUAGCUUCGCACGUGCAUGGCCGAGGAUUAGUCAAGUUGUGCGAGACUUCAAUGUCAUCCGACAGCGUGAGCAGCAAUGUUUCUGCCUGAAGAAAACCUAUCAACAGGCGAGUCUUGGUGUCGGUGUCCGGAUUAACAAAGGUCAGAUUUCUUCAGAGUUCGACUUGAUCUCCCAGGAAGCCUGCAAUUAUUUGCAUGUCAACCGUUCCAUCCAUAACAUACCAUUCAAUAUUUGGCUUCCGCUGCCGAUAUCAAGGCGACACUGGAACAAGGUCAGAAAAGAUGCCCAUGCCGCUUUUCUUGAGAUUGCGUCUCGCAUCAAUGUGUCUGUGUCAUCGGACACGAUGGGUGCAUCGGUGCUCUUCACAUUCAUGAAUGACAUAGUCGUUCGGCUGAACCAGACGACAGAGAAUUUAGAGGCCGGGAUUGCGAAGAAGCAUACGCUUCGCCAUGCGUCGGAGAAAGCUAUAGAGUCGUACUUCCACCUCUUCCACCUCCUCGUGUGUAUAGCGACAGAAGAUCCUUGUAUUGUCCAGAAAGCCAAUAAGCUGUUGGAGGACUUCAAGAAUGGAGCAAGAUCGAAAAAGGAUUGUCCCAAUCUAGGACAUCUCCUGAUUGCUCUGUUGAUAUCUGAUGUCCAAGUCACUGACACGCUUCUCAAAGCUAUCAUAACAGAGGCGAUCGUUCGAAACGUUGUCUGGCUGCUCGAUAGAAAAGGAGCAGGUAUGGAUGAGUUAUCAUAUAUGGAGAGAGAUUCAGUGUCUGCUUACCGGUUAGACAAGACGUUCCAAGGCUCUCGUACCUCGUACAGAUUACUUAUGUUCUCGGAACUAUUCCGGCGCACAGCUCGCCCCUCCCAUGAGAAGAGCUUGACCCAAGUGCGAGAUGAACUUUUCAAUCGUCAUGGCGGGCCACCUAUAGAUGCAGCCGGUCACCUCGCAGCUGAAGUGCGCCGACUACAUACUAUUGAUAAUUUUCCGGCCUUCAUGCGAGAAAUGGGUCUCCAGCAAAUUCCCACACCCGCGAACUUCACCCAUGUUCUUAGAAAUACUGUUCAUGAAAGUAUGGCCAGAGGGUAUUCGAGGUGGGCCAUCGAUCAGAAACUGGCGAUGCGUCUCCGGUUGCAGAAAGAUCCUUAUAUCCUGCUCACUCCUGCAGAGCGCACACCCGCAACAUGGCUCGACCAUAAGCCUGCGGGUGGUCGCCGUGGUUACAACUUCUUCCCAAACAGACUGCAGAGGUAGGCCGAUGGCCCCGAGCCGUGAAGGAAGACAAGAGCUGGGGCAGUUACGAUGGUACGAUGCGUAGGUCAGUCGGAUAUAGCUUGGCUAUUGGUAAGAAAACAUUAUACUUCCUGGAACUGCGUAGACAAGAUAUUUAGGACCGGUGAGAAUUGUAUCAGAUUAACACCAGGCACAAAUAAAGUUGACUAAGUCGACGCACUGAUCUGCACGGUGCACCUCAUCAAAUUUAGCGACGGUCUAAUUUUUGAUUACGCUAACAAUUCAUAUGUAUGUGAUUGGCCCGGGAUUAGAAU